CCAUCCAGGAGCUCCAGCGGUGACUCUGUGCACAGCUCGGACCCGGGCUCAGGCUUGGACUCAGACUCUGAUUUUGAUCCUGACGAAGUGGAGAGCUGGAUGCUCUUGGACGGAGAGGAGCUGGAAGGAGACGCCAACAUCCAGCUCAAUCUAGAGUUUGAGGCAAGCAGCAGCUCUGCAGAAGAUGAAGAUGAUGCUCACAACUGGACAGUUUCUGAGAGAGAUAUGGAGGCUGAGAUCAGCAGCCGAGGCCCCACCCGGCGGCAUGCUAACCGCUACUACACCCCCAAUGAGAGCGUCACCUGCCGGAACUGUGGGAAGGCAGGGCACCUCCCAAAGAACUGCCCCACGCCAAAGAAACGGCUGUCCUGCCUGCUGUGUGGAAGCUCGGGACACCGCCAGCGAACCUGCCCUCGCAUAUACUGCCCCAACUGCGGCCUGCCCGGCCACGGGUACGAGGCCUGCCCGGACCCCUCCAGACUCCACAAGAAGUGCCACCGCUGCGGCAUGCCCGGCCACUGCCACGACGCCUGUCCAGACAUCUGGAGACAGUAUCACCUCACAGCGCAGGGCCGCGGAGGCGUGGAGGUGUGUGACAGUUCCGCGGGGCGGCUGUCAGAGUACGGCGGGAACAGCUUGAUAGUGGCCUCCUGA
Messenger RNA from Megalops cyprinoides (Indo-Pacific tarpon), 654 nucleotides. RefSeq names its product zinc finger CCHC domain-containing protein 7-like. The record is from RefSeq and is a predicted model, not a curated record. The transcript is spliced from 7 exons. NCBI's taxonomy places the organism in Eukaryota, Metazoa, Chordata, Actinopteri, Elopiformes, Megalopidae. Gene Ontology annotation, molecular function: zinc ion binding; nucleic acid binding. The coding region runs from base 100 to 654 and encodes 184 amino acids.